Molecule: messenger RNA, 1540 nt
Organism: Neurospora tetraspora
Lineage: Eukaryota; Fungi; Ascomycota; Sordariomycetes; Sordariales; Sordariaceae
Product: heterokaryon incompatibility protein-domain-containing protein
Exons: 1
Coding region: 295-1233 (312 amino acids)
Source: RefSeq, a predicted model, not a curated record
CACAACUUGUGGCAGGAGAUCGAUUUGACAGCUUCUGAUUCGCGAACGAGUCCGGAAUAACGACGGUGGGGGUUGAGGCUGUGUACAAUUGGGUUGACGACCUUUGGGUCAACCUCCAUUGUGUCGAAAAACCUGUAGCAUGAUCCCUCCACAUCAGCUCUUCUCUCUUUUCUUCUUUGUUACAUCUUUCUCUCUCAAUUUGCACAUCAAUCAAGGUUUACUUUCGCCGCCCAAGGUGGAACACUACCUGUAGGCAAGCGUCAGCCAUAGCCUCAAGCAAUCAACUCGUUCGCAAUGUCCUCCAACAUUUCAUCAGACUCUGGAUUACAGAGGGAGCAGUCUCUCUCCCCUUCAGGAAACGCGCAGUUGUCACCAACUGAUGGCAAAGUGUCGGAAAGCUUCACCGGAAUUUAUCCAUACCAGCCUCUCCAGUCCGACGGACACAUCCGCCUCCUUCUCCUCAAGCCCCCAGCAUCCUCUUCCACUCAAGACAUCCCAGUCAUCUCAGCUACCCUCCACGAAGUCAACUUAUCUGCAGUCGGAGAAACACCCUGCCCACCGUACAAAGCCCUUUCUUACGAAUGGGGUCUUCCCCCUUCAAACCCCUCAGACACUCCAGCGAUACUUCUCGACAACCACCCCAUCCACAUUCGCCAGAAUCUGUAUGAUGCCCUUUGCAGCAUCCUCCACAAUCACCACCGGCUCUACGGUGAAUCCCCCCUAUAUCUCUGGGUGGACGCCCUCUGCAUCAACCAGUUCGAUAAUCGGGAAAAGGGCCAUCAGGUCCGGUUGAUGAAGGAAAGUUACGAGACCGCUGAGAUGGUGAUUGUCUGGUUGGGGAUGGGGACCGAACACACUGAUGAAGCGAUGAAGCUAAUCAAUUUGGAAGAGGAGGAGCUCUGUAGGUGUGUGGCAAAACAAAGCUUGACGUCAAGGGAACAGUACGGAUUGCGGGACUUACUUUGCGAGGCGACGUACUGGAAGAGGAUUUGGAUUUUGCAGGAGUUUGUGCUUGCGAGAGAUUAUGUGGUUUUGUGCAAUCGGGCACUUGCUACCAAGGAAGUUUUCGAACGGGCGCUGAAGAUUCUCAUAAUCUUCGGAUCGUUAAGGCCGCUUCUAUGGGUGUUGCGGCCGAAUGGGCAACGUACCUUGCACGACAGUCCGGUGCUUCGAAUCAUAUCGAGCUUAGGGAUUCGCGCGUGCAUUCACAGACAACGCUUGAUGACUGGGUAAACGCGACGUGCAAUAAAGAAUUCAAGGCGACAGAUCCUAGGGAUUAUAUCUUUGCAUUGUUGGGAAUCUCGCAUGACGGAGAUAGUAUUGUGCCUGAUUAUGAACUGUCAACGUGGGAGGUAUAUCUUUUGGCCAUGUCACCCCGGUCACCGAUACAUAAAACAUCAUUGUUAUGGUGGUCUUAUUUGGCAGAUCUAAUGGGAAUUCCAAAGGAUCGGGCUCGGGACGUGUGGCACUCUUCAUCUGAAAAACAACUACCCGCACUCCAAGCAGCGCUAGAAAUAAUUCAAUUUAACUCAACUUGAGG